AUGGAGAUGGAGGACCACAGGGCGUAUGCCACGGCUGAUGUGCCCCCCGAUGUUCGAGCGCCACCCAAGAAACGCAGGCGCAUCGUCAUCUCGUGCACGGAGUGCCACCGGAGGAAGCAAAAGGUUCGCCCCGUUCCCCCCCCCCUCCCUUUUCUCGUUUGCCUGUGCCGACUCGACUCCUCCGGCGACCCAAGCUCACCUGACAUGGCCAGUGCGAUCGCGACCUGCCCUGUGCCAAUUGCAAAGCACGCAAGAAGGUAUCCGCCUGCCGCUACGAAACCAAUGCGCCGACGCCAAAGAGCGCGGCCAAGACGUCCUAUCAGCAGCAGACCGGACACAACGGCCGACGCUGCCACCUCUCCACCUCUCCAGAGCCUCGCCGGCACCGCCGCCAACUGGGGUUUUUCUCCGUCCGGAGGCUCGACCAUUGGGUUCCUCAAGAAGAUAGAAAGCGCCAACGGCGACACGAGCCUGUCCGCCUCCGCGCCGCCGACCGACGACGAACACUACGCCAUCAAGGAGCAAUACAAGUCCCUCAUCAGGCAGCUCCCGGCCAAGGGCUACAUCGAACGGCUGAUCAAGAUUUACUUCCGCGAGUUCAACCACAACUACUAUCCCCUGGACGAGGACAUCUUCCUCGUCCAGCUGGCGGAAUGGAACAACCUGUCCUUCAACACGCUGUCGUCGUCGGGGCCGCAGGGGCUGUCGCCUGAUCUGCGCGUCUUCCCCGCCCUGCUCUUCCAGGUCCUCGGCACCGCCCUGCUCAUCUUGACCGACGAACCUCACGAGUUCUACGACCACCUGAACGCGAUCAAGGAUGCGCAGGAGAUUGGCAUGCACAAGGACGCACUGGAUCCCCAGCCAGCCAGCGACUCGACAGAGGACAUUCUCGAGAACCAGUGGCUCAUCCAACGAAGGCGACGGGUGUACAUGGUGCUCAUGAUGUGGGACGUCCAUUGUGGGGUCGUAUUGGGCCGACCAGGCACCAUACACUGGAAAUCGGCGUCGGCAAAGCCCAGCAUGCCGAUAGACGCGCCCAUACCGAAGGACCGAAGAAAGACACCGGUCGUCUUGCGAGAUGAGGAGCGCGACCCCCCGACGCCCAUCACGAAGCAGCUGCAAUCUUUCAAGCUGCUGAGUCCCCUGACAGAAGUCAUCGAGCUGGAGCAGGAUGGACCCUGUCCCAAGAACUACGACAAGGUAGACCGCAUCCACCACCUCAUUUUGAGGCUCGCUGAAGAGACGCCUGCCUAUCUGCGACUCAUCAACCCGGACAGGCGCUGGGACAACCAUCCCGACUGCUCCUGGUGGCUCCAAUCCUGCAGAUUUUGGAUCCAUCCACUUCAGCAUUUCAACUUUAUCGCACUCCAUCGACCCUAUGUCUUCAACAGGCAAGAGAGCCGGGCGGUCGCACUGCGCGCCAGUAUCGACACAUUGCAAGCACAGAUGGAGAUGUUCCAGAACAUGGACUCCAAGGCGUGGAGGAACUUCCUGCUUUUCUUCGGCAGCUUCGACGCCGUGGUGCUCAUGGCUUCCAUCUACAUUCUCUUCCCCAAGGAGAACGUCGAGCUCGCGAGCACGGCCAUGCAGCAGUUUCACUGGACGCAGGAGCGGUUCGAGGCCAUUGCGGACCGCAACCGGCUGGCCAACUCGGCGCGCGGCGUGCUGCAGGCCAUUUACAAAAAGUUCCGCAAGGUCAUCGAGAGCCAGCUGCCGCCCGCGCAGCAGCACGUCGAGCCUCUCGCGGACGCCCGGUCGACGGCCGACAGCCUGGCCUCGGCGCGCGAAUCGCACAUGGUCAUGCCGCCGGCCAGCGCGCCCGCCGCCGCCGACGCGGGCUACCCGCCGCCGCCGCCCCAGGUGCCGACGGACUGGUCCAUGCCGGCCAACUUUGACUUUGCCAACAUGGCGCCGCUGUUCCCGAUGAACGACAUCAUCACCCACGACCUCAACAUUGUCGGGGGCGGCAUGGCCUGGAGCCCGCCCUCGGUGCCGGCGCAGCAGAUGGUGCCGGGCGUGUUCGAGGGCGACUUCGGCGGCGACAGCUUCUGGAGCCUGAUGAACCAGUACGAGCCCGCGCCGAUGUGA
Messenger RNA from Verticillium alfalfae VaMs.102, 2088 nucleotides. RefSeq lists its product as hypothetical. The record is from RefSeq and is a predicted model, not a curated record. The coding region runs from base 1 to 2088 and encodes 695 amino acids. Gene Ontology annotation, cellular component: nucleus. NCBI's taxonomy places the organism in Eukaryota, Fungi, Ascomycota, Sordariomycetes, Glomerellales, Plectosphaerellaceae. The transcript is spliced from 5 exons.